GCAUAAAAGGCGAAUUCCCCACCUCCCCCGAUAGAGCCAAACAUAUUCAUCCCCCAUUGUAACUAUUGAUAUUUGAUACAAGAAGAAGAAGAAGAAGAAGAAGAAGAAGAAGAAGAAGCCAUAUGGCUCUUAGAAUCAAUGUCUUUCUUCUUCUACUAUUUUUCCUCUCACUUCUCCUCAUUCCCUUAUCUUCAGGCAUUGUUAAUGAAGGGUUCAAGGAGGAUGGCAUAGACCCCAUUCACUUACUUCACAAGGAUGGAAUCGUAAUGAAUUCAAGGAAGCUUUGGAUGCUUGAUGCAACAAUGCAGGAUUAUGAUGAUACAGGAGCCAAUCAAAAACACGACCCUAGAAGGAAACCUGGCAAUGGAAGGAACCCAUGACUGCCUUAAUAAAGUGGCCUUAAAACUCUUAAUUAACUAAUUAAUAACACUACUAUUUUCUCUCUCCCGCCCGCCGCGCCCUCUCUUACCGAGGUUGUGAUUGAUAUCAUCUGUAAGGAGACAUACAUAAGAUAUGGCCAGCCAUCCGAUCGAAUGAGUUUCGUCAUCAAAUUAAUAUAUAUAUAUAUAUAUGUGUAUGUAUUGUUGUAUUUGUCUAGUUCUUGUUGUGUGUGUGUGGCCAUAGGAAUAUAUACA
Molecule: messenger RNA, 635 nt
Organism: Prunus mume (Japanese apricot)
Lineage: Eukaryota; Viridiplantae; Streptophyta; Magnoliopsida; Rosales; Rosaceae
Source: RefSeq, a predicted model, not a curated record